CUUAUCAUCGAUCAACUCCCAAUUCAUCAACAACCUCACGAACAGCAAUCCAUCAUGUCGCCAAAGGUCCUUUUCGUCUUGUCUUCCCACGACCAGAUGGGCAACACUGGCAAGCCUACUGGCUGGUAUCUUCCGGAAUUCGCGCACCCUUACUACAAGCUGGAGGGCAAGGCUGACAUCACAAUUGUGUCGCCAGCAGGAGGCAAGGCGCCCCUUGAUCCAUCGAGUGUCGAAAUGUUCAAGGAGGACGCAGAGUCCCAGAAGUUCCUUAAGGAGAAGUCCGCUCUUUGGGAGAACACCGAGAAGCUGAGCGAUUACAUUGGCAAGGCCAGCCAAUUUGACGCCAUCUUUUAUGUUGGUGGCCACGGACCAAUGUUUGACCUCGCGACCGACGAGAAGUCCCACCAACUCAUCCGCGAGUUCUACGAGGCCGGCAAAGUUGUGUCGGCAGUCUGCCACGGACCCGCUGCUCUCGCCAAGGUCAAGCUCAGCGACGGCUCAUACCUGGUCAAUGGCGCCGAGGUCACCGGCUUCUCCAACACCGAGGAGGACCAAGUCCAGCUUUCCAGUGUCAUGCCUUUCAUGCUUGAGGAUGAGCUGAAGAAGAACGGCGGCAAAUACGUCAAGGCUGAUGAGCCUUGGGGUGCGAAGGUCGUGAGCUCUGGCAACCAUGGGAAGCUUCUCACGGGACGUGGUACCAUCCUCACAGGACAGAAUCCAAACAGCGCUGGACCGAUCGGCGAGGCUAUUCUCAAGGCGUUGUAGGUCUGUCAGUAUUCACGAAGUUUAUGAAGGACAAUAGACGAC
Molecule: messenger RNA, 807 nt
Organism: Zymoseptoria tritici IPO323
Lineage: Eukaryota; Fungi; Ascomycota; Dothideomycetes; Mycosphaerellales; Mycosphaerellaceae
Exons: 4
Coding region: 55-765 (236 amino acids)
Molecular function (GO): glyoxalase III activity
Source: RefSeq, a predicted model, not a curated record